UAUCAGAAUAUAUCCCUCGCUCUCUCUCACUCUUUCUUUCUCGAUCGUUCAAUCUGCGAGAAGAAGAAGAAGGUGAAAGUUUAGCAGAUGGGGAAAGACGCAAAGUCUGGUGGGAAGGGUAAGGGAAAGCAAGCAAGUGGCAGUGAUGAUGCUGCUGCCUCCAAGGGUAAAGGCAAAUCUGGAAAAGCCGCUGAUGGUCUUGGAACAUGCACUUAUGUUAAAGCUAGACAUGUUUUGUGCGAAAAGCAAGGGAAGAUCAACGAGGCAUACAAAAAGUUGCAGGAUGGUUGGUUGAGCAAUGGAGACAAGGUUCCUCCUGCUGAGUUUGCAAAGAUUGCAGCAGAGUACUCGGAGUGCCCGUCCGGGAAAAAAGGAGGAGAUCUUGGAUGGUUCCCUAGAGGAAAGAUGGCUGGUCCAUUCCAAGAUGUUGCCUUCAACACUCCUGUUGGUGUCACCAGUGCCCCCUUCAAAUCUACGCACGGAUACCACAUUAUCUUGUCUGAAGGAAGGAAGAACUGACAGAUUACAUAUCUGAAAUGCUCUGCUCUACUCUUGUGGAAGUCACUUGCUAGUUGUUUACUGUAACCUAUAUAUAAAAAAAAACUCAGCCUUUGUUGUUCUGGUUAAAAUGUUUGCUUCAAAUUGUUAACAAAUCUUCUCUGCCGUUUUGAAUAAUGAAUUUCUUAAAGGCUAUUUUAUA
Molecule: messenger RNA, 700 nt
Organism: Brassica oleracea var. oleracea
Lineage: Eukaryota; Viridiplantae; Streptophyta; Magnoliopsida; Brassicales; Brassicaceae
Product: peptidyl-prolyl cis-trans isomerase NIMA-interacting 4
Exons: 5
Coding region: 88-519 (143 amino acids)
Biological process (GO): rRNA processing
Molecular function (GO): DNA binding; peptidyl-prolyl cis-trans isomerase activity
Source: RefSeq, a predicted model, not a curated record